Molecule: messenger RNA, 5790 nt
Organism: Acaulospora morrowiae
Lineage: Eukaryota; Fungi; Glomeromycota; Glomeromycetes; Diversisporales; Acaulosporaceae
Source: the annotation of a GenBank genome assembly
AUGACGAAUUCAAAAGAAGAUGGAACAGAAAAGUCCUCAGUACAAGUCGGUCAGUAUUAUCAAUAUGAGGGACGCGCCGUAAGAAUACGGCCAAUGACAAAUGGAGAUGCGGCAGCCUUACCCACACGAUUUCAACGUCAGGUAAUAUCCGUGAUGCCACCGAAUUCGGUGGUCGUGCAAUCAGAAAAGAAACUGGCAUUCAGCUAUGAUCAUGUAUUCGGCCCGGAAUCCUCACAACAAGAUAUUUACGAUAAGGCUAUUGUAAAGUUGGUUGAUAAGUUUCUGGAAGGUGAUUAUUUGGUUUCAGGUUAUAAUGUUACGGUUCUGGCCUACGGACAGACUUCAUCCGGGAAAACUCACACCAUGGGCACGGCUGACAAUUCAUCUAUACCGCUUGAAUCCAAGGGAAUAAUACCUCGAGCGAUGGCCACGCUCUUCAAUAAAACCAACGAACCAAGAUAUCGUUCAAAUAAAUUCUCAAUAAAAGUGUCGUUCAUCGAAAUUUACAACGAAGAUUUGAUCGAUCUGCUUGGUGAUGGUGAUACUCGAUCGCAGGUCACCAUAAGAGAGGAUCUGAAAGGAAACAUCCUGUGGAGUGGUCUACAGGAGAUCAAGGUUAACGGAGUUGAUGAAUUAAUGAGUCAUCUGUCAAGGGGCUCCCAAAAUCGUCAGGUGGGUGCUACACAGAUGAACGCGCAAUCCUCGAGAUCUCACGCGAUAUUCAGUGUGACGAUGACACAGCAAAAGUAUGUCACAUCCUCAAAUUCAUCAUCGCCAUCACCACCUCCAUCAAAAAUGGCCGAGUUAGCAAAGUCCGGACUUCGACCUGUUUCAAGCACAAGUCGACUGAACAAACAAUUUGACGAGGGAUCUGGCGAAUCUAUUAUGGUCACGAGUAAAUUCCACUUCGUGGACUUGGCUGGCAGCGAGAGACUAAAGCGAACAUCCGCGGUAGGAGAUCGUGCGAAGGAGGGUAUAUCCAUCAAUUCCGGUCUUUUGGCCCUCGGAAAUGUAAUUUCUGCGUUGGGUGAUCCGAACAAGGCAAAACACACGACUCACAUACCUUAUCGCGACUCGAAGCUCACCAGACUAUUGCAGGACUCCUUGGGAGGAAAUGCGCAAACUCUAAUGAUAGCAUGUGUUUCACCUUCGGAAUACAACCUGAAUGAAACGGUGAACACGCUAAAGUACGCCAACAGAGCAAGGAACAUUAAAAACAGUGCGGUCGUGAAUCAGGAAGAAGCUGGGUGGCAGGACUUGGAGUAUGUACAGUCGUUGGUUGUUAAACUGAGGAAUGAGGUUAAGUUGUUGAAGAGCGGAGGUGCCUUGACGUUGGCUACGUCCAACGGAUCGACAAGUGGUAGAAGUAGCGCGUGCGGAUCGAGUAGCUCGGGAAGAAACACCCCCACGCAAUUGACUACCAAUAAUUCCCUUGACCAUUCAUCGUUAUUACUUGCUCCCAACAAUGCUAACGGUGUCGCAUCUCACAGCCUAUUAAAGAAACCUUCCAUCCAUUUAUCGGCAUCAAUAAACGGUACAUCAACUCAAGAGCCAAUUGUAAAUGAUGAUGAUGAUGACAAUUUUAGCCAAAAAUUCGUUCAAAUGUCAAUAUCUAAUUCUAAUGGAAUUCACAGAAGUGCCAAGGUGGAUGAUGGUGACGAAGCGUCUUCAAGUCCUCCACCUGUGGCCAAUGACAAAUCAAGGUUCAUGUUACAAAAUCAGAGUUUUCAGGAAGUCGUGGAACCGGUCAUAGAAGAAUACGAAAAGUCCAUAUCUGCACUUGAAAGUCAACUCGCCCUAAGCCGUGCGGCCUUGGCCCACGCGGACUCGUUGAUGUCUGAUCGAGAGUCGAGGCUUGAGUACGCGGAACAACUUAAUUCUGACAACCUGAGACUAAUCGACGAACUAAAAAUGAAAAUUUCGGAACUCUCAAAUAAAGACGGCAUAUUUAUGCAACACAUCAAGGAACUCGAAUCAAAAAUUGAGAUGUACGAAGAGGAACAAAAAAAGGAUCAGGAAAUCAUAAAAGAGUUACGAGAAUGCGUUAAAAAGUUGAAGGAGGAAGAAGAUAGGUUGAGGGCCAACGAAGAACAUUACCGAAAGCAGGAAGAGAUCAACGAGGAUAGGAUAAAAGCAUUGGAGAGUCAAUUAGUAGAAAGCGACCAAAAGAUCUUGGAAUUCAGUAAGAGAGUCGAGAAGUUGGAAAUCAGAUUAAAGGAGCGAGGUGACUUGUUCCUCGAGCUGGAAAAGAAAUUAAUGUGCGGAGAUGGUUCUGAUGGUGAAAAGGACAAGAAAUUUUUACUGAACGAGAUAUUGGAACGUGAAAACAGAAUAGCCUUGCUUGAAGAGCGCGUCAAUGAACUAGUCCUCGGGCUUGAUGAGAUUAAAAGAUCAAAGUUGCACGAAGAUAAAGCAUCUGGUCCUCUUGAACUACUAAAGACGGAAGAGGAUCAAGGAAACACAGAAGGCGCAGAAGAUUUGCACACAAAAUUAUCCGAGCUCCAACAAACGCAUGAGAAAACUGUUACUGAAUUUUCUCAAAUCAAAUCCAAGUACCGAGAAUGUCUCGGAGAGUUGCAAGAUAUAAAAAUGCAAUUAUCUCAGUCCAAGUUAAACGAAGCAAGAUUGAUGAUGAAUAACAAUUACAACGACUCAGCUGAAGACUUACCGUCAACACCUAUAACUCCAAUUUCACCUUCGAGCACGUUGAUGUUGAACUCGCCGACAAGAUUCUCACCGUUCGUCGCGACAAUCGCUCCCGUCAGAGCUUCUCUGCCAGCCACAAUGAGAUUCGAUGAGCUCUCUAAAGAUGAAGAUAGUGAAGAGUAUAAUUCUCUCAAACAAGAAAUCCAUAGGAAAACUCAAUCGCUCUCCGGAGAGUUAAGAAGACGAGAAAGAGACAGCGCAGCAGUAAUGGAUGAAGGCAUAAUAAAUUCGACGCAGAAAUCGGUUGACACGCUUGAAAUGAAACUCGCGGCACUGCAACAGGAACUUGCCAUUCGUAGCGAAUUUUCUAGCAAUUCCAGCACGUCAGAUUCCAGCAGCGAUGGAAACUCGGACAGCAUGGAUGGCGUUCAAAAUGAUAAUUCGAGUAACAAGGAAUCGUUAAUGCAGGAUUUAAAGACUCAACUAGAAUUUUUGAAAGAUCUCAAGCUCAAGUAUGAACGUUAUGAACAAUUAAAAAGAGAUGUUGUAGAACAAGAAGAUUUGCAAAAGAGAAUUGAAGAUAAAGAGGCGGAGGCGGAGGAUUACAGAAAACAACUUGCUGAAAUUAAAAGUCAACGAGACGAAAUGCAAGUACAAAUUUAUGAUUUGCAAGCUCAGCUGACAAAUAAAUCAAGCGCUGAAGGAGAGCUGCAAACACAAGAAUUAGAGAAUACAAGAGCGGAACUAGAAAAAAUUAGAAUUAACGAACAAUCUGCAUUAGAAAAGAUACGAACACUUGAUGAAAGGGAGGCGGGAUUGAUACGGGAAUUAGAAAAUUUACGAACAAUUGAAUCAGAAUAUAAGGAAAAAAUUAGUUUAUUAGAAUCCAAAAUAUCUGCACAAAGUGACGCUGGCACGUAUGAUAAUGACCAAUUGCAAGAUUUGUUCAAAAUAAGGCGAGAGUUGACUCUAGCAAGGGAAUCUUCGGAUGUUUACAAACAGACAAUUAAUGACCUUGAAAUUAAGUUGGAAAAGUCAAAUUUGGAGUAUUUGACAUUAAGAAACAAGGUAGACCUGCUAAAAUCGAGGAUGAAGAGUCAAAGAUCAGAAAUAGAAUUUCGAGAAAUUAAGGAUACCGAAACGAGGCAGCAAAUGCUUAUUAGUAAGGAGUUGGAGAGUCUGCGGUCCCUGGACACUUACAUACAACAACAACACGAAAGCAAAAUCUCUGACCUUGAAAAUGAAGUGCGGUCCCUUCAACAACAGAAAUCCGAUGCUGACAUUAAUUUUAACACGGUGACAUAUAAGCUCAAUGCCGAGAUCAAAGAGUUGGAAUUUAAAAUUUUGGAAUCACAAAAAGAAUCUGAAAAUUUAAGGUCCGAAAUCAAACUUUUGCAAAAUAUGGAGUUGGAACAAAAAACAAUAAUAAAACAAUUACGAUCGGAGCUUAAUGAUUCUACAAAUGCAAAUCACAUUCUUGAAAUCGAAUUGUCGAGUUUGAAAAAAUCAGCCGAAGAGCAGAAAGAUUACGUUGAACUCUUGAAAGAGGAGUUGAAAAGCGUUAGGUCUAAUGAUAGUACCGAGGGUCUCACGAAUUUGUUGUCUAAUGCUAUGAAAGAACGAGACCAGGAUAAACAAAAAAUCCAAGACUUAAGUUUGGAGCUUUUGCUAAUGAAGGAAAAAAUGCGAAACAUCGAGUCUACGAAACUCGCCGAGGCCAAUCUAGAAAUAAAUGAGCUCAAGAAAAAAUGCGCGCAGUUAGAAGGGUUAGCAGAAGAAGCCAAGAAUGAACUUUCAGAACUUGGCAAGAGAAACUCGGAAAUGACAGAACGACUUUCGGUGCAACUUGAGAAAGCGCAGAGUGAGGCAAAAUCCAAUCACGAUCGAGUUGAAUCAUUGGAAGAAAUUAACCGACAGCUUAAAGCCGAAAACGAAUUACAACUAACCGCCAACGAAGAACUUGCAACCCAAAUCAAGAAUAUUCAAGCUGAUCUUGAAAACUUGGUAUUGGUUUAUGCCGAGACCACAAAAAAAUGUGAAUUGGCAGACUUGAACGCGAGUGAACAGAAACUUCGUAUUAGUGAGUUGGAGCGCGAACUCGACGAAGUAAAUAAAAGAAAUGUGAUGAUUUCGGCAUCGAUGGAUACAACAAACUCGAAAUUGGAAGGUUUGACAUCUGCAAACGAGAAUUUACAACAAGUUAACAAUGAUCUAAAGACAAAAGUUAACGAAGCUGAAGAAGAAUCCGCGUUGUUAAGUCAAGAAAUUGAGACUUUGAAGAGUGAACUUGAAAAACUAGAAAUCACAAAUAACUCUACAAUAGAUGAAUUGAAAGGCAAGAUUUCGUUUCUCGAAUCGGAAAAGGGAGACCUCGUCGAAGAGAAAAAGAAACUUGAGAAACGUUUGCUUGAAGAACCAUCUCGACGUCGACGCCCCUCAUUCGGGAUGGCUUCCGUCGCUGAGAAUGAACCUUCCGAUCGACUCAGAUUAUCGGUUAGCUCGCAAUUAUCGGUGUCUUCGGAUUCCAAAAGAGCACGACCAAACGUGUCAAUCGUGGCGGCAAACCUUGCUAAAACUCCACCACCAAAUCCACCACCAAAUCAGCCUUUGCCACCAACUCCCGGAUCUGCUACACCUACAUCCGGAUUGCCCGUGUUAAAUUCAUCAAAGAUACCUCGAUCGAGACCUAAUUCCUUUGUGGAGUCUCCAAGCACUCCAUCUGAUAUUAGUUCAGAAGUUCAAAAACUUAACCGAAAGAUCGCCAAGAUUGAAAGCGAUAACAUGUCAAAGAGCAUACUCAUCGAUUCUCUCGAGGAUGAACUGACAAAGAGUGAAAAGACCAUUGAAUCUUCAAAUACGCUAAUUGAAACUCUGAAAAAUGAAAAAUCCGAACUCAUGGAUCAAAUAAAUUAUUUGCGCUCUCGGUUGGACGAAACAACGGUUGAAUUUGAACACGAGAAAUCCAAUGUCUAUGAAGAAAAGAAGGUCAUCGAGAGUGUCUUGGAAGAGGAAAGAAGAGCAAAACUGGAGCUUGAAACCCGUAUGGAAGAACUUAUGGCAAAGAAAAGGUCCUUCCUUCAUCCUCUUAUGAAACCCUUUAUCCAUCGAACCAAGUCGAUUUCAAGACCUGAAAAUUCGUCAUGA